AAGCAAUUUAAUAAUCUAAUUCUCUUACUUAUAUAAACUGUUUCCACUGUAUUAAAAAACUACAGUAACCAGUUUGCCCAGCGAAGUAAACUCAUCCGCAUUUUUCCUGGAUGAUGCGCGCAAAAAAAUAGGGCGUUGUGGAGACUCUCUCAUUCAUUCGCGGAGGACAGCCUCUGUUCUUAAAGACGCAGGGAGCGACCCACGUCCACAGGAGCGAAAGAGGGAAAAGGAAAAAAAAGGCGUUUUGACUUCAUUCCUGUCCAAAAGGGGAACAGUUCCGCUGCACGCAAAGAGAAGGCACAGGAUAUGGCCAAGCUUUUGCGUGCUGCUGUUUUGGGUCCACCGGGAUCUGGAAAAGGCACGAUCUGCAAGAGGAUUGCACAAAGCUUUGGCCUGCAGUACCUGUCCAGUGGCCACUUUCUACGCGAGGGGAUAGCAGCCAACACAGAGGCUGGCGUGCUGGCGAAGACCUACAUAGACAGAGGCAUGCUGGUGCCUGACCAAGUGAUGACCAGAUUGAUGCUGCCCAAACUGGAGCAGCUGCGGAACCACAGUUGGCUACUAGAUGGUUUCCCCCGUACCCUGACGCAGGCGCAGGCCCUCAACAGCCUCUAUCAGAUGGACCUGGUCAUCAGCCUCAACAUUCCCUAUGAGACUCUGAAGGAGAGGCUGAGUGACCGCUGGGUCCACCCUGCCAGCGGCAGAGUUUACAACAUGGGAUUCAACCCCUCUCGAGUUCAGGGUAAAGAUGACAUCACUGGGGAGCCGCUGAUUCAGCACGAUGACGAUAAACCAGAGGCUCUGAUGGCACGACUCCGACAUUACAAGGAAUUGGCAAAGCCCGUUAUAGAUCUGUACAAAUCACAAGGAGUCCUGCAUUCAUUUUCUGGAACAGAGACUGACAAGAUUUGGCCUUACAUCAACUCUCUCCUCAGCACCAAGAUGCACACACAGCCGUCAGGCGCCCAUCCAACCCAAGCGCCCUGAGAAGAGACCACAGAGAAGAAAGAGGAAGGAUUUUUUUUUUUUUUCUACUUGCUCAAAUGAGAUUCCAACAAAUGCACUAAGACACAAAUCGACAUGUUGUUUGAUUUUUAUGAAUGGUUGUGCACAAACAUUUCCAAGGUUUUCUACUUAAUAAUGGUAAAAUAAUCAUUUGCCAUGAUUUUCUAAUUAUCACUUUGAAAAAUGCAGUUCUCUAUGGGUUUUGAGAGAACUGUCUUUUCCUUUUCCUGUAGUUUGUGUGACUUUUCUUAUUUUCAGUCAUACCUGUGUACAGACUUAAAAGGCAGAGCAAAAAAAGUCAAUUUUUAAUGGCAGCUCAAAUAUUUUCUAUAAACCAAAAAUUGAGAGGUGUGAUAUACACAAAUUACAGCAAACCCUUAAACAAAAUGCUUUAUCAAGGCAGAUUUCCAAAUUGAAAAAAAACUGUUUCAUUUCAUGAUAGUUUUUAGUAACCGGGCUAAUCACAAUUAGCAAACUAAGCCAAUAACUGCAUAUUUUUAUUAAAACACUGUGGGGUUUUUGCUGCCAAAAAACCCUGCCAUUUUUGCUGGCAGUUUAAACAGAACUUUGUGGCUGAUUUAUUGAGAUACAGAAGUUGAUACCGCAGCUAUCACUGCCUUUCAUUUGUUUGGCAGCCAUAUUGGAUUUUGGGAUGAUGACUUGGUGAGGUUCCUCUGACUUUCCAAGUAGGACUUCCAUCUUCAGUGAACAUUCCAUAUGAUUGCUUCAAACUUUAAGCUGGAAAAAUUAUCUUUCCAUAUUUGUGUCCCAACAUGUGCCUGAUGGCAGUUUGUUAUGUAACGUAAGUCAUUGGUUACAAAUGUGCUGCCAUGUUUUUCAGCAAUUCUUUUGAUCUAAAUGAGCUCUGUGAUUAUGUAUGCACUCGUUUCAGAGGUAUUGGGAACUGGGUGAACCUCUUUGGGUUGUUGAUGGAUUAGUUUUUCUGGAGGUGUUAAAGCUAAUGCCUUGAAUGUUGUUCCAUUUCUUUAAAUAUACUCUAGUGUUGCCUUACAAUUUCUCUCUAUAAAGUGUAACAUUUUCCUGUUGGUGCAUAUAUGAAAAACGACUUUUUGUUAUGAUUCUGACACUGUUACAGUCACUUCGGGGGUUCUUUUCUAUGUACUAUAUCAAUUGUCAUUGCAAGAGUGUUGCAACUUUGCUGGCUUUGCUUUACAGCUACUUGCCAUAGAGAAUAGCUUUGGUUCCAUCAGUUAAAGUUUGCCGUGUGUAAUAAUUUGGUAAAGUAUUCACCAAUCUUAGCAGCUGACAAACAAAGAUAAGUUUGAAUUGUUUCUUCAGUUCUGUGACCCUAUGGUUCUGCUUUUUAACCAAAUUAUGAAGUUCCAGCUUGAAGCCUGUAAAUAGCAGCUUUAAAUCAGUGACAGGCUGUGACGGACACAAAACCUGUUUUUUUUGUUGUUGUUGUUUUCAUAUUUAGGCUCUAAGGACAGUGGAUUUUGGGUAUUUUACUGUACGUCGUCUCUCUAAAGAUAGACCAAAGGAAAAGAAACUGUAGGAUGAGAGCCGACAUGGAGCAGCUUACUUAAAGCAUAGCUUUCACGCUUUAAGUAAGCAUGCAAGCUGCAGGGUCUGAAAUGAAUGGUUGAGCAACUAAAGUGGUGAAAUUACAAUGCAACGCUACAUAGCUUUUGUGUAAGGCCACAGAGAUAUUUCUGCCUUGUUUUCACAUAACGUGGUUAAAAUGAAGUUACAUUCCAAGAACAAUAAAACUUUUGUCGAAAGCAUGA
Molecule: messenger RNA, 2753 nt
Organism: Xiphophorus hellerii (green swordtail)
Lineage: Eukaryota; Metazoa; Chordata; Actinopteri; Cyprinodontiformes; Poeciliidae
Gene: ak4
Product: adenylate kinase 4
Exons: 6
Coding region: 307-987 (226 amino acids)
Biological process (GO): nucleobase-containing compound metabolic process
Cellular component (GO): mitochondrion
Molecular function (GO): ATP binding; AMP kinase activity
Source: RefSeq, a predicted model, not a curated record